AUGCUUCGAGUUCUCCAGGGAGCCAUCGCACCAUUUGCAUGUAACCAGACUCCCCAUCCUUGGCGAUGUCUCAGAAAUGGGUUUGCAACUAGCACGGGAGUAUUUUCACCAGCUCUCAAGAAUCCCCCACGGUUGGAAAAUUUGGUAACUACUCAGGACGCCUCUGAAGCACGCGAAUGGGUUGCCCAGUUCAAGGGCCAGCAGGUACCUAAGAAUGUUGUCGAACUGAGCUUUUCGCGAAGUUCUGGGCCUGGCGGUCAAAAUGUGAACAAAGUGAACACUAAAGUUACGCUUAGAUGCCCCCUGAACUCGGCUUGGAUUCCUAUGUGGGCACACGCUGCCUUACGCAAAUUGCCGACAUAUGUCUCAUCGUCCCAAUCCUUGCUCAUUACAUCUACGUCGUCCCGCUCACAAGCACAGAACAUCGAUGAUUGUCUUGCAAAACUUCAUUCACUGGUUUUAUCAGCCUCUAUUGCCCCAAUUCGAAAUGAGCCCUCGGCAGAGCAGAAGCAACGCGUCGCCAGCUUAGAGCGAGCGGAAAAUGCGAAACGAAGGAAAGAAAAGACAUAUCGAAGCGACGUCAAGAAGGGACGAGCGAGCGGUAGACGAGCAAGUAACUGGGACUAG
Pleurotus ostreatus (oyster mushroom) is the source of this 627-nucleotide messenger RNA. RefSeq lists its product as uncharacterized. The transcript is spliced from 4 exons. Gene Ontology annotation, biological process: mitochondrial translational termination. The record is from RefSeq and is a predicted model, not a curated record. Lineage: Eukaryota; Fungi; Basidiomycota; Agaricomycetes; Agaricales; Pleurotaceae. Gene Ontology annotation, cellular component: mitochondrial large ribosomal subunit. Gene Ontology annotation, molecular function: translation release factor activity. The coding region runs from base 1 to 627 and encodes 208 amino acids.